UGUUCAGAGAGAUUUCUUGGGAGUACAGAGUGGGAGUGAAGGGGGCGGACCCGGGCAAAGUACACACCCAGAGGGCAGUCUAGAGCUGAUGGGUGGAAUCGACCGGCAGACUGCCCACUGGCCUGCCGGGCUGCUUUUCCUUGCGGCAGACAUGCUGUGGAUCUGGGCUGCCCUGCCUCUGGUGCUUGCUGACUCGCAGUUAAGUGUUCAUACUCAAGGUACUGAGAGCAUCUUCCAGGGUUUGGGGUUGAGGAGGAGAGUUCGAGAAACUGGCAACAACUGCUCAGAAGGACUAUAUCAAGGGGGCCCAUUUUGCUGUCAACCGUGCCAACCUGGUGAACAAAAAGUUAAGGACUGCACAAACAAUGGGGGUGCACCAACCUGCGCUCCUUGCACCGAAGGGAAGGAGUACAUGGACAAGAAACAUUAUUCUGAUAAAUGUAGAAGAUGCACAUUAUGUGACGAAGGGCAUGGUUUAGAAGUGGAAACAAACUGUACCCGGACCCAGGAUACCAAGUGCAAGUGCAAACCAAACUUCUAUUGCGAUUCUUCUGGCUGCGAACACUGUGUUCAAUGUACCUUGUGUGAACAUGGAACCCUUGAGCACUGCACACCGACCAGCAAUGCCAAAUGCAAGAAACAAAGUUCCAAAUACCAUUUCCUGUGGUUGUCGCUCAUCCCUGUUUUGAUAAUAUCAUUUGUAUUUAUAUAUAAAAAGUGCUGGAAAAGGCAUCAUGAUGACCCUGAAUCUGGAAUCCCAAGUCCUGAAAGCAUGCCAAUGAAUGUCUCAGAUGUUAACUUGGAUAAAUACAUCUCGAGAAUUGCUGAACAGAUGACCAUCAGCCAAGUUAGAAAAUUUGCUCGGGAAAAUGACAUCUCAGAAUCCAAGAUAGAUGAAAUCAAGCAUGACAACUUCCAAAACACAGCUGAGGAGAAGACUAAGCUGCUCCAGUGCUGGUACCAAUCUCACGGGAAGAACGGUGCCCACGCGGCUUUAAUCAGGGGUCUCAAAAAAGCCAACUGUCGUGCCGUUGUAGAGAAUAUUCAGGCCAUGGUUCGGGAGGACCGUGAAAACUCAACCUCAGACCUCAGUAAUGAAAAUGAAGGACAACGUCUGGAGUGAAAACUCCCUCACUCCAGAAUUCCCAAUGAAGAGAGCGGAGUGCCUACCACCCGUGAUGGGCACAAAAUGAAUGCCAACUGUAUUGACACUGGCAAUUCCUGGUGUGUUCUCUUUGCCAGCAAAUGGCAGAUGAUGCUAAGCGAGGGUCAAAUGGCCAGCAGGUUUCAGAGACUGCUUCUGUUAUACUCUGCAGGUGCUGAGAUGAACCAUUUUCUCUGUCUGCUGCUAUUUUGUUAUUUUUUUUUUACAUUCAAACCUCCAUGAAAGUUGUAUUAAAAGUAAAUUGUUAUCUGAAGUAUUUGUGUUUAGAUUCAUAUACUGUGAACUGAGGAGAAUUAUAAACAGAAAUCUCACUACCAUGGCCUCAAAAGACUAUGGCAUGCUCACGAAAGGUGACCUAGCAUGACUGCACUCCAGAAGACCCAUCAAGCAGCUGAAAGAGUCAGAUGCAGAUAUUUGCACCCAACUAAUGGACAGAAGCAGCUGACUCCUCUUAUUGAAUAAAGGAAGACUGCUAAAACCUGAGAAGGGCAAUCCUGUAGGAGGACCAGCAAUCUCAAUUAAACUGGACUCCCAAAAUCUUUCAAACACUGGACCACCAACCAGGCAGCAUACACCAGUUGAUAUGAGACCCCCAACACACACACAGCAGAGGACUGCUGGGUAUGUGUUCAUUCAGAGAUGAUGCACCUAACCCUCAAGAGACUGGAGGCCCCAGGAAGUUUAGAGGUCAGGUGGGGUGGGAGGUGGAGACGGGUUGGGAAGAGGUAAGGGAUGUGGGACAGUCAGA
Messenger RNA from Apodemus sylvaticus (European woodmouse), 1913 nucleotides. It is a transcript of the gene Fas, whose product is annotated as Fas cell surface death receptor. The transcript has 9 exons. The coding region runs from base 89 to 1123 and encodes 344 amino acids. Lineage: Eukaryota; Metazoa; Chordata; Mammalia; Rodentia; Muridae. The record is from RefSeq and is a predicted model, not a curated record. Gene Ontology annotation, biological process: necroptotic signaling pathway; immune response; motor neuron apoptotic process. Gene Ontology annotation, molecular function: tumor necrosis factor receptor activity; protein binding. Gene Ontology annotation, cellular component: membrane raft; external side of plasma membrane; CD95 death-inducing signaling complex.